AGAUAGAUAUACUCGACAUCGCUGACGAGCCCGUCUUCGACGAGCGUAUCGUGAAAUAUGUGAUGCACACGUACAAUUCGUACGCUAACACGACGUUGGGACACAGCGACGAGAUACGAAUACCUAUACAGCAACAGGAUUUGUACACGUUGCCGUGUGAGAGUUUUCUCUACAUUGAAGGAAAACUCGUUACUCCUGCCGAUGAGAAUAGAGAUGACGUAUGUAUAAUGAGAAAUAAUUGUGUCGCGUUCAUGUUUGAUGAAAUGCGAUACGAGCUCGACGGAGUUGAAAUCGAUCGUAACAGAAACGUUGGAAUAACGAGCACGAUCAAAAACUAUGUAUCGCUGACGACGGAGAAGAGCAAGACGCUGAAAUACGCAUCGUGGAAUCCGGAUGGAAAUCCAUUGCUCGAUGGAAACUUUAAUUUUUGGGUUCCGCUCAAUACUCUUUUAGGAUUCUGCGAGGACUACAAACAGAUUGUAAUCAACGCUCGUCACGAACUUGUAUUGAUACGAUCGCGCAACGAUAACAAUUGUCUCGUUGGACGAGUCGGUACGAAUCCAACGAUCGAACUACUCAAGAUACAGUGGCGAAUGCCGCACGUAUCUCUGAGCGAAGUCAACAAGCUGUCUCUUCUUCGAACUUUGGAAAGCGGAAGAUAUCUGAGCGUGUGCUUCCGUUCGUGGGAUCUGUACAAAUUUCCUCUGCUGCAGAAUACAACGAAGCAUUCCUGGGCGGUCAAAGCCGCGACGCAAUUGGAAAAAUCGCGAUACGUAAUCUUUGCUCUCCAAACCGGUCGAAAAAACGUACUGUCUGAAAACGCUACGCAAUUUGACGCUUGUAAACUCACCAAUGUGAGACUGCAUCUGAAUUCAGAUUUUUUACCGUACGACGACAUGAACUUGGAUUUUGACAGAAAUCGAUACGCUAUACUGUACAACAUUUUGGAAAUACAUGAGAUCGAGCAGUUGAUGAGGGCCCUGACGGACCGGAUCGCCGUCCUGCACGGUGCGAUCCACCAAUUCGAAGAGGCGACGAGGCUUGUGCAGCAGCAACACGUGCUGUACUCUUUCCAAGUACAUUACGAUGUACACGGAAAUGGAAACGGGGUGAUACUAGCAUCGAUGCAGGAUAUAAGGGGUAACAUGAUGACGGCAGUAAGGCUGCUGGAAAUUUUAAAUACACAGUUCCAGCAGAUGGAAU
This is a messenger RNA of Linepithema humile (Argentine ant), 1203 nucleotides long. The record is from RefSeq and is a predicted model, not a curated record. NCBI's taxonomy places the organism in Eukaryota, Metazoa, Arthropoda, Insecta, Hymenoptera, Formicidae.